UGCUCGCCGUGAAGUCCGUCGUAUUUUCUCGCGAUUUCCUCCGUAGAAAGCGUCACUAGAAAUGAGCAGGCGAAUGAAUCAGUUGAUCACCGUCGGCUUCAAGAAAUGGUGCUACAAUAUCAGCAGAUUUAAUCAAUACGGUUUAUGGAGGGAUGAUUUGCUCAUCGAAGAUGCGGACGUGACUGAAGCGCUGAGGCGCCUGCCUCAGGAACUCAAGGAUCAACGCAACUUCCGCAUAGUGAGAGCCAUACAGUUGGACGCCAACAAGAGAAUCCUACCCGAGGAGGAAUGGACUAAGUAUGAAGAGGACGUACAUUACCUUAAGCCGUACGUCGAUGAAGUUGUGAAAGAGCGCAAGGAGAGAGAGGCAUGGGAGGCGUCGUAAAACCAUAGCGCAAUGAUUAAUAUAGCAAUGUAACAAAGAUUAUCCGUUCUUUGAUGCGGAGAAGAGCUGGUCUGUACAUACAUAAGAUGAAUAGAUAUUAAAUAAAUUAUAUUUGCUUUUGUUCGAAACAGCAAUAAGUA
Molecule: messenger RNA, 525 nt
Organism: Temnothorax curvispinosus
Lineage: Eukaryota; Metazoa; Arthropoda; Insecta; Hymenoptera; Formicidae
Product: cytochrome b-c1 complex subunit 7-like
Exons: 4
Coding region: 62-385 (107 amino acids)
Biological process (GO): mitochondrial electron transport, ubiquinol to cytochrome c
Source: RefSeq, a predicted model, not a curated record